AUGCAUGAUACCUCCGACCCCAAACAAGCUCACCCUGAGCACAGCGAAUAUAUGGAGAGCUCGGAGGCACAAGCCGCACGAGAAAAAGAGCUGCGUGAUGCAGAAGCUCUACGUGAACACUUACCAGACAUUCCGCUCGGAGAAGCCAUGGAGGCUCAAACGCUUGUAGAUCAACGUCGGCUGAAGGAGAUCAUGAGGAAAGUCGACUUCCGCCAGAUCACCAUUCUGGCUCUGGUGUAUAUCUGGGCGUAUAUCGACCGAAGUAAUUUGGGCAACGCCAAUAUUGCCGGAAUGAGAGAAGAUCUCAACACAAAUGUCAGCAACAGGUACUCUGUCUUGACCAUGAUAUUCUUCAUCGGAUAUGCUUUGGUUGAUAUUCCAGCCAUGUGGCUGACCCGCAAGCUCGGCCCAGCCUUCUGGAUCGGGUCCAUCGGACUGGCAUGGAGUGUGAUCACCAUUGGCCAGGGAUUCUGUAACACUUGGGGAGCACUGGCUGUAUGCCGAGCUCUCCUCGGUUUUCUGGAAGGUGGACUUGUUCCCGGCGUACUUUAUCUCUUGGGGUGCUGGUACACACGCUAUGAGAUCGGAACACGGAUCGCUGCUUUCUAUGUUAUCGGGAUCAUGUCUGCCGGCCUCUCAGGUCUACUUGCGUAUGGUCUCGAGAAGAUGGAAGGGACUGCUGGUAUUCGCGGCUGGCGCUGGAUCUUCAUCAUCGAAGGAGUCGUCAGCGGCGCCGUGGCUCUUGCAUCUUACUUUCUCAUCAUCGACUUUCCAGAACGAGCUGCCAAAAGGAAUUCACUGGGACUUCCCCAAUUCCUCACUCCAGAAGAAGCUGCCCUAGUCUUGGCCCGCAUCGAGCGUGACCGUGGUGACGCGGUGGAGGAGAAACUCACCUGGGCCCUCUUUACUAGUUACAUCCGGGACUGGAAGCUCUGGGAAUUUCCACUCUACCUGCUCCUUAACAACACCGCAUUGUAUGCCUUUGCAUACUUUCUUCCAGUCAUUUUGAAGGACGGCUUCGGUUACUCAACUGCAAAGGCACAAGUCAUGACAUUUCCCCCUUACCUCGUGGGCGGAGUGUGGAUGAUCAUAUGUGGUUACCUAGGUGACAAACUGCGGACAAGAGGGCCCAUCAUGAUCGCCAAUUGCGCAAUAUACAUUAUCGGCAUUGUCAUGGUCGGCUGGUGCACCAACACCAGCGCUCGCUACGCGGGAGUCUUCGUCGGCCAGAUCGGCAUGACCGGCAACAUCCCUCUUCAAUGGGCGUACGCGCACAACAACCUCGUCGGCCAGCUGAAAAAGGGUCUGGCCAUGGCCAUGAUGACCAUGGGUGGUGCCGUGUCAGGCAUCAUCACCGGCAACGUCUUCCGCUCCCAGGACGCCCCGGGUUACCGACCAGGGCUGUGGGUCAGCAUUGCGUUCAACAUUGUGUACGCAGUCCUUGUGGCCAAGAACGUGGUCUUGUUCCGCCGCGAGAAUCGUCGCGCAAACAGGGGAGAGAUUGUCAUCAUGGGACAGCCUGGAUUCAGGUAUACUCUUUGA
Molecule: messenger RNA, 1542 nt
Organism: Exophiala spinifera
Lineage: Eukaryota; Fungi; Ascomycota; Eurotiomycetes; Chaetothyriales; Herpotrichiellaceae
Exons: 8
Coding region: 1-1542 (513 amino acids)
Biological process (GO): transmembrane transport
Cellular component (GO): membrane
Molecular function (GO): transmembrane transporter activity
Source: RefSeq, a predicted model, not a curated record